AUGGACAUCCUCUACCGGCCUCUGCGCAUGGUCGGGCUCAUCUCGCAAGGGGGAGCCGCAGGGCACGCCAACAACCAGCCCACAGACCUCGCGGGCUAUCAAUCCCAAUACCAGCAGCGCCAGCAGGACAACCAGGACUCGGUCGAGCAGCGCGCCGCCGACCUCGCCCGCGGGGUCGUGUACAUCGAGGACAUACCCGCGGAUCUGUACGGCCCGGCCAAGAAGCUGCUCGAGCAGUACAGCGGGAUCAAAGGGCAGGCCCAGUUUGAGGCGCACGUGCGCAAGAUUCGCGACCAAUUAUGGGAGAAGCACGCCCAGGCCAGCAUCGGGCACUUCCGCUUCCUCUCGCUCGACUUCAUCACAGACCCGUGCUACGAGAUCGCCCUGGUCCGGCUGCUCGCCGAGACCAAGUCUGACGGCUCGCGGUCCCAGACCACCUUCCUCGAUGUCGGCUGCGGGUUGGGCCAGGUGCUGCGCCAGCUCUCCCUCGACGGCGUCAACUCGAGCCGCCUGUACGGAUGCGACGUCGAAGCCGACUUUAUCGAGGCCGGCUACGAGCUGUUUGGCGACCGGUCCCGGUCAAAGGCCACUUUUGUCGUCGGAGACCUCGUCUCCGCCGUGUACCCGGGCGAUGUGCCCCCCGCUCCCGGCGGGGGUCGGGGUGCCCGGUACGCGAACGCCUGGGACGCGCCGGAGUACCGGAUCGACGCUACGCCGCAGGAGAACAAGGCCAUGGACGCGCUGGACGGCAAGAUUGAUAUCAUCCACGCGUCGUCCCUGUUCCACCUGUUUGGCUGGGAGACGCAGAAGAAGGCGGCGAUACGCAUGGUCAAGCUGCUCAAGCAGGACGACCCGGCCGUCAUGAUCUUUGGGAGGCACGUGGGCGUCUCGAGGCCCCGGAAGGGUUCUGCCACGUCGACGUCGGCUUCGAGUGCUGAUGCUGAUCCCACAACGCCAACGACGGCGACGAUGAUCAGACCAACGACGCCGAUGACACCAAUGACGCCAGGCUGGAUCACGGCCACCGCCGCCGCUGCCGCCGACAACAGCAAUGGGUCUCUGAGCCCACAGAGCCCGCUAUCACCCUCGUCCAGACCGGGCAGCAGCAGCAUUCGUAGCGGCGGUAGUGGCGGCAGCCCCGCGCUGACGAUGCAGGGAGGAGACAAGCGGUUCCUACACGACGCGCGGACGUGGCAGAGGCUCUGGGACGAGGUCGGCGAGGCCACGGGCACGCGGUGGCGCACCGAGGUCGACUGGCUGGGCCCGCCCAUCCAGAGCAUGGUCGACUCGUCGGGCGCGGCGGUCCGGCGGCUCCGGUUUGCCGUGUUUCGGUCGUGA
Microdochium trichocladiopsis is the source of this 1338-nucleotide messenger RNA. RefSeq lists its product as uncharacterized. The transcript has 2 exons. NCBI's taxonomy places the organism in Eukaryota, Fungi, Ascomycota, Sordariomycetes, Xylariales, Microdochiaceae. The record is from RefSeq and is a predicted model, not a curated record. Bases 1 to 1338 code for a protein of 445 amino acids.